CGGCGAUGGCAAAUUUGUCAAGUUCUAGGAUGUCACAGUCUAGUCUGUCAACGUCUGGCUUAACAGUAACUCAAAGUAACUCAGCAUGUGACGACGAAGAGAUUAUUCCGGAAGGGACAAGCAUAUGCUGCUGCUGUAGAUUUCGGGCUGCUGUCUGGGCAUUUAUUAAAUGCGGUCAUUUAUGUCUUUGCAAUGAGUGCAAUCGAAAAAUUGGAGAUCGCUGUCCACUCUGUCGUGAAAAAUCACGAAAAAUUAAAAUAUUUACCAAUCAUCCAUAGUGCAGGUUUAGAUUAAAA
Molecule: messenger RNA, 296 nt
Organism: Cotesia glomerata
Lineage: Eukaryota; Metazoa; Arthropoda; Insecta; Hymenoptera; Braconidae
Product: baculoviral IAP repeat-containing protein 8-like
Exons: 2
Coding region: 6-278 (90 amino acids)
Source: RefSeq, a predicted model, not a curated record